Messenger RNA from Periophthalmus magnuspinnatus, 4853 nucleotides. It is a transcript of the gene abcc8, whose product is annotated as ATP-binding cassette, sub-family C (CFTR/MRP), member 8. Gene Ontology annotation, molecular function: ABC-type transporter activity; sulfonylurea receptor activity; ATP binding. Gene Ontology annotation, biological process: transmembrane transport; potassium ion transport. Gene Ontology annotation, cellular component: membrane. The transcript has 38 exons. The coding region runs from base 1 to 4764 and encodes 1587 amino acids. The record is from RefSeq and is a predicted model, not a curated record. NCBI's taxonomy places the organism in Eukaryota, Metazoa, Chordata, Actinopteri, Gobiiformes, Gobiidae.
AUGUCCUUGGCGUUCUGCGGGAAUGAGAAUAACUCGUCUGCCUACAACGUGGACGGAGGUGUGCUCAACAACGGCUGCUUUCUGGACGCGCUCAACGUGGUGCCUCAUGUCUUUCUGCUCUUCAUCACCUUCCCCAUACUCUUCAUCGGCUGGGGCAGUCAGAGCUCUAAAGUCCACAUCCAUCACAGUACGUGGCUACACUUCCCUGGACACAACCUGCGCUGGCUCCUCACCUUCGUUCUCCUCUUCAUCCUCGUCUGUGAGAUUGCAGAGGGCAUAGUGUCCGAUGGGUUCAGCCAGUCGCUCCACCUGCACCUGUACAUGCCUGCAGCUCUGGCCUUCAUGGCUGGAAUCACGGCCACCAUUUUUUAUCACAGCAUCGAGACCUCCAACUUCCCCAAGCUCCUCAUCGCUCUGCUCAUUUACUGGGUCCUGGCCUUUAUCAUGAAGACCAUCAAAUUUGCCAAAUACACAGAACAUGGGAUCGGCCCGAGACAGCUGAGGUACUGCAUCACGGGACUCCUGGUGCUGCUGUACGGACUCCUGCUGACCGUGGAGAUCAACGUCAUCUGGGGGAGGCGCUACAUGUGCUUCGCCAACCCGACAGAAGUGAAGCCCCCUGAGGACCUCCAGGACCUGGGGGUGCGAUUCCUUCAGCCCUUUGUGAACCUGUUGUCCAAAGCCACGUACUGGUGGAUGAACACGUUCAUCACAUCCGCACACAGACGCCCCAUCGACCUGAAGGUCAUCGGCAAACUGCCCAUCGCCAUGAGAGCGCUCACCAACUACAUCAAGCUGCGCAAGGCCUUCGAGGACCAGAAGAAACCGCAGGGCACAGCUCCGCAGGGUCCCAAGUGGAUCUGGCAGGCGUUGAGGAAAGCGUUCGGGAGACCUUUGAUCCUCAGCAUCACGUUUCGUUUCCUCGCCGACCUGCUUGGCUUCGCCGGGCCUCUGUGCAUCUCGGGCAUCGUUCACCACAUCAGCAAAGACAACCGCACGAUACAGCCUCCGAAAAGGCUCCUGGGGAUUUAUUUCAUCUCCUCUAAAGAGUUCCUGGAGAAUGCUUACGUGUUAGCCGUGCUGCUCUUCUUCGCCCUGCUCCUACAGAGAACGUUUCUGCAAGCUUCAUAUUACGUGGCCAUUGAAACGGGGAUUAAACUGCGCGGAGCAAUACAGACUAAAAUCUACAACAAGAUCAUGCAUCUGUGCACGUCCAACAUGUCCAUGGGGGAGCUCACCGUGGCUCAGAUCUGCAACCUGGUCGCCAUAGAUACGAACCAGCUCAUGUGGUUCUUCUUCCUGUGUCCAAACCUGUGGGCCAUGCCAGUGCAGAUCAUAGUGGGAGUGAUCCUGCUCUACUACCUCCUGGGAAUCAGUGCCUUGAUUGGAGCGACCGUCAUCGCCGUGUUGGCUCCUGUCCAGUAUUUUGUGGCCACUAAACUGUCUCACACACAGAAGAGCACACUGGAGUACUCCAGCGAACGCCUGAAAAAAACCAACGAGCUCCUGAGAGGAAUCAAGUUACUGAAGCUGUACGCCUGGGAGCGGAUCUUCUGCGACAGCGUGGAGGAGACGAGAGAGAAAGAACUGACCAGUCUGAAGGCCUUCGCUCUGUACACGUCUGUGUCCAUUUUCAUGAAUGCAGCCAUUCCUAUUGCAGCCGUUCUAACUACAUUUGUGGUUCACGUUCACAUCUCGGAGGAUGCAGAUCUGUCCCCAGCCGUGGCCUUUGCCUCCCUGUCCCUGUUCCACAUCCUGGUGACCCCGCUCUUUCUGCUGUCCACCGUCGUCCGCUCCACGGUCAAGGCUCUGGUGAGUGUUCAGAAACUCAGUGAAUUUUUCUCCAGCGAUGAGAUCGGCGACGAACAAGAGCCCAGAGCCAUGGUAACGUCAGCGUCCAGCAAUCACAACCAGAACAAGUAUCAGGCGGUGCCGCUGAAGGUGGUGAACAGGAAGCGGCCGCCCAGAGACGACUGGAACAACUUCGGAUCACCGGGACAGUGCGACGGAGAUGGACCCUCCCAGGACACAGACCAGGACACGUGUAUCAAAAUAACGAGCGGCUACUUCACAUGGACAGAUGGACCACCAACGCUGUCAAAUGUGGACAUCAAUAUUCCUUUUGGUAAACUCACCAUGAUCGUGGGGCAGGUGGGUUGUGGGAAGUCGUCGCUGUUGCUGGCGGCGCUGGGCGAGAUGCAGCGAGUGUCAGGACAAGUCAUGUGGAACAGUUUCCCGUACCUUGAAUCUGAGGAGGCUGAGAGCCCCACAGACCGGGACGCGGCGGGCGACGGUGAAAUCAGGAAAAGGGGCCCGGUGGCGUACGCUUCACAAAAACCUUGGCUGUUGAACACAACUGUGGUGGAAAAUAUCACGUUUGAAAUGCCAAUGAUCAAACCCAGAUACAAAGCCGUGAUCGACGCCUGCUCCCUGCAGCCCGACAUCGACAUCCUUCCACAGGGAGACCAGACAGAGAUCGGUGAGCGGGGCGUGAUCCUGUCGGGGGGGCAGAAGCAGCGCAUCAGUGUGGCCAGAGCCUUGUAUCAGACGACGGGUGUGGUGUUUCUGGACGAUCCGUUCUCAGCGUUGGACAUUCAUCUGAGCGACCACCUGAUGCAGGAGGGCAUUUUGAAGAUGCUCCGAGACGAGAAGAGGACGGUGGUACUGGUCACGCACAAACUGCAGUACCUCCCCCAUGCAGACUGGAUUAUUGCGAUGAAAGACGGCACCAUUCAGACCGAGGGCACUUUGAAGGACAUCCAAAAGUCGGAGCCAGAGCUGUUCGAGCAGUGGAAGUCGCUGAUGCACAGAAAGGACCAGGAGUUCGAGAAGGAGACUGUUACCGAGAGCGUGACGGAUUUGGAGAGGAAAAACCUGCGCAGGGCCAUGUAUUCACGAGAGGCGGUGAGGACGGAGGAGGAGGAGGAGGAAGAGGAGUCCGUGGACAGCGACGACGACGAUAACCUCUCUCAGGUGAUGCGACAGCGAGCGACGAUCCCAUGGCGGUCCUGCGGCACGUACCUGUCCUCCGCCGGGGUCCUGCUGCUCAGCCUCCUGCUCCUGUCCCAGCUCCUCAAACACUCGCUCAUGGUCGCCAUCGACUACUGGCUGGCGCACUGGACGUCCCGCGUGAUCUCCGCCAAGAUUGAAGCCACAGCUCGGAAUUGCUCCAUUGUCCAGGACUGCGGCUUCAGUCACUCAUGGUACCUGUCCAUCUUCAGCGUCCUGUGUUGUCUGGGGAUCAUCUUGUGUUUGGCGACCUCGGUGGCGGUGGAGUGGACCGGGCACAAAGUCGCCAAAGAGCUGCACCACAACCUGCUGAACAAGAUCAUCCUGGCGCCCAUGAGGCUGUUUGAGACCACUCCGCUCGGCAGCAUCCUGAACAGGUUUUCCACAGACACAAACACCAUCGACCAGCACAUCCCCACCACCCUGGAGUGUCUGAGCCGCUCCACCCUGCUCUGCGCCUCCGCUCUGGGGGUCAUCUCCUACGUCACCCCCGUCUUCCUCAUCGCGAUGCUGCCCCUCGCCAUCACCUGCUACUUUAUACAGAAGUACUUCAGAGUGGCGUCCAGGGACCUGCAGCAGCUUGAAGACAGCACCCAGCUGCCCCUGCUCUCACAUUUCUCUGAGACAGUGGAAGGCCUCACCACAAUAAGAGCCCUCAGGUACGAGCCGCGCUUCAGACAGAGGUUACUGCAGUUCACCGACGCCAACAACAUGGCCUCUCUGUUCCUCACGGCGGCCAACCGUUGGCUGGAGGUCCGCAUGGAGUACAUCGGAGCGUGUGUCGUGUUGGUGGCGGCCGUCGCGUCCAUCACCAACUCCCUGUACAACCACCUCUCCACGGGCCUGGUGGGACUCGGACUCACGUACGCGCUCAUGGUGUCCAACUACUUGAACUGGAUGGUGCGUAACUUGGCAGACAUGGAAGUGCAGCUCGGCUCGGUCAAAAGAAUCAACGGCCUUCUCAAAACGGAGCCAGAGAAUUAUGAAGGCCUGCUCACUGUAUCUCAGGUCCCGGACGGCUGGCCUCACGAGGGAGAGAUCAAAAUCCAGAAUUUAAGUGUCCGCUACGACGCCACUCUGAAGCCUGUUCUCAAAAACGUCAACGCUCACAUCAGCCCCGGACAGAAAAUUGGAAUCUGUGGACGGACAGGAAGUGGAAAAUCCUCAUUCUCUCUGGCGUUUUUCCGAAUGGUCGACAUGUUUGAAGGGAGGAUAGUGAUCGACGACAUCGAUAUCGCCAAACUGCCCCUCCAGACCCUCAGGUCACGCCUGUCCAUCAUCCUACAGGACCCCAUCCUCUUCAGUGGCACGAUACGCUUUAACUUGGACCCGGAGAUGAAGGCCACGGACGAGAUGCUGUGGGAAGCUUUGGAGAUCGCUCAGCUGAAGCCUGUGGUGAAGACGCUCCCAGGAGGCCUCGACGCUUCCAUCACAGAGGGAGGGGAGAACUUCAGCCAGGGCCAGAGGCAGCUGUUCUGUUUGGCCCGAGCCUUCGUCCGAAAGAGCAGCGUCCUGAUCAUGGACGAGGCGACGGCGUCCAUCGACAUGGCAACGGAGAGCAUCUUGCAGAAAGUGGUGAUGACUGCGUUUGCUGACCGGACAGUAGUUACUAUAGCGCAUCGCGUCCACACCAUUCUCAACGCCGACCUCGUGAUUGUGAUGAAGAGGGGGAUCAUCCUGGAGUACGACAAACCGCAGGCUCUGCUGGACGAGGAGGACAGCGUCUUCUCCUCCUUCGUUCGCGCAGACAAGUAGCACAAGAGACAAGAGCUCAGUCGAAGACAUUCAAAGUGCAAUUGUCCCAUGGAACAUAUAAUAUAUAAAUAUUUUUCUUUUAUUUUUUA